Molecule: messenger RNA, 1164 nt
Organism: Cyclospora cayetanensis
Lineage: Eukaryota; Apicomplexa; Conoidasida; Eucoccidiorida; Eimeriidae
Product: laminin subunit beta-1
Exons: 4
Coding region: 1-1164 (387 amino acids)
Molecular function (GO): protein binding
Source: RefSeq, a predicted model, not a curated record
AUGGCUUCAGCCAAAGCCAUGGGCGCUCACGUUCAGCGAAUCGCAUGCGUCAUGGAUGAACUCACACAAAAGCUGACGUUGCUCAGCAUGGUGAACCAUCAAGUAGUAGAGGCGCUCCAUGAUAAUGACUCUGGUCAUGCAUUUGAGCUUGUGGGCCCUGAUCUUCUAAAACGCAUGGUGGAGCAAAUACGACUUGAAGAUUUGUACCAUGGCAGUGCCGCAACGGGCGACGAGGCCGCCGCUACUUCUUUGUAUGUAGAUGACAUGCAAGAAAUUGUUGAGCAGUUAGAGAGGAACACCGGAGAACUCGGUGCGAAAAUGCGAGAGGUGCCAGAUCUAGUGCAGGAGCUAAGACUACUGCAAGAAGUGAAGCCAGUCAAUUUCAUGAGGUUUAUACACGCCGUAGCGGACAUGCACGAUGUAUUGUUGAAGCGGUUUUUGACACCGUUGGAAGACGAGAAAGCAAAUGAAGAUUUGCUGCACUUGUACCUCCAGCAGGAACGCGCGUCAGCGGAACGUCGUGCUGACUUGGAGACACAACUGGCACGGCUGCGGACGGAGCGGCAAAAGCACUCUAUCAGGUCCUCAGAUGCGAUUGCAAAGCUUAAGUCCGACUUGCAUGAUAUACAGAGCACAACUGAACAACGGUUGUGGCAGAUAAAUGAAGAUAUUUGUAGGCAGGAUGCGCAACAGACGCGAGCUUUUCAUCGAAAGGCAGGAGACUCUGCUACCCUAAAGGCCCAAUUGGAAAAGCGCGAGGCAAUCCAGACAGCUGCAGCAAGGGAAGAAAUGGAUGCUACAAACCGUAGCCAUAGGAUCGCCAGACGAGAGCUAGAGCACACCAUAAGAACGCUAGACAGAGAUGUUGCCCAGAAGGAGAGGGACAUUGAAGAGUUAAGCCAUAGGAAUGAAUGUGAUGAGAAAUCCCUUGCUUGCCUGAUGAAAGCUCUAAGUGCAGUAUACGAAGAAAAAGAAAGAAAAGAGAAUGCGGCACAAAUUGCCAGGUUACUGUCCGACAGGGCAAAAGCAGAGCACACUAGCAAAGUAGAUGCAGCAUGUCUCCUACAGUCUUACUGGCGUGGGAUCAACCAGAGGGAAGAAUAUUUGGAGUUUAAGAAGGCAGCAACACGGAAGGUAAAGAAGAAAAGUGCUUCCAAGAAGUGA